Messenger RNA from Myzus persicae (green peach aphid), 6566 nucleotides. RefSeq lists its product as uncharacterized. NCBI's taxonomy places the organism in Eukaryota, Metazoa, Arthropoda, Insecta, Hemiptera, Aphididae. The record is from RefSeq and is a predicted model, not a curated record. The transcript has 20 exons. Gene Ontology annotation, molecular function: RNA polymerase II cis-regulatory region sequence-specific DNA binding; zinc ion binding; DNA-binding transcription factor activity, RNA polymerase II-specific. The coding region runs from base 993 to 6182 and encodes 1729 amino acids. Gene Ontology annotation, biological process: regulation of transcription by RNA polymerase II. Gene Ontology annotation, cellular component: nucleus.
GAUUAUACCGUUUCGUGUUGAACGGCGGCAGCCGCCUUUUACCCGUGCGCCGCUCACCGCACCCACACGCACGCGCGCCCGCCACCGUACUUACACGCACGUGGACACGACGCCGUACAUUAUUAUUAUUAUUAUUAUAACACUAUAGUCGUAUCGUUUUCGACCGUUUUCCAACGUCCGUCGCCGCGGCCACAUAGCGUCGUCCGUCAACUAUAAAAUUAAUUAUAUCGCUGUUAUUAUUAUUUUGUAAUUCGUUUCGGUGCGGAAUAUUGCAAUAUAAUUUAUUUAUCUACCGCUGGACUUUUUUUUUUAUCGGUGGUGCACUUAUCGCUGUCUCGCGUGAUCGUUCCGUCCUGUCGCUCCGACCGCGUAAGAUAUUCGCGGUGCAUGUCAGUUUUUGGUCUUCGUUCGGUUAUUUUAAUCUUUCAAUAAGCGCAAAACGUCCGCGGAAAAACACGAGUUAUUGAUUGGGCACGAGCGGAGUUUUUGUUUUCGCCUUGCUCGCCGUCCGUGGCGCGCGCGCUUCCCGCCACCACCGCCGACGACAACGUUGUCGCUGACGACGACUACGACGACGACGACGACGACUACGCCGACGACGACGAUAACGCGGCAACGAGUGUUUUUCCGCGAACUCUUUUCGCAACUCCUCCGUCCGCCGCCGUUCCCGCGCGCGCCAAUACCGUCCCGCCCGGGUCAGGCUCUUGGCGCGCGCGUUACCGCCGCCUCCGGCACAGACCGGUCGCGCGCGCCGCGUUCGCGACUAGGCCGCUGACCGGUGUGAGCCACAGCUGCCGCCACUGCCGGCGCUCUCGCCACUACCGACACGGCUGUCGGACACGAUUAACUGCCGGCCACGCGCCCCUAUGCGUUUUCCUAUUUUGUUAACGACGAAAUUAUCGUGAUCGAGCAAAUGAUGUUCAGAUCGUACAUGCAAUUCAGUUUUCCUUAUUUAACUCAAGAACAAGAUAGAAUUCUUCAAUGAAAAUAAAAUGACUGCAAAAGAGUGUUUUGAGUUCAACACAAUCAUGAUAAAACCAAAGUCCAAGCACACCAUUAGACAUAUCCUAGAACUGCCAUCCAUUUUGCCACCAUCUAAACGACCCGCUGCUAAGCCUCCAGAUGCUCCAUGUAUGAAGCGAAGAAAACUGAUACUGCCUCCAGUUAACAAACAGAAAUACCUAGAACCUUCACCUUGGUUACAGACCAAUUUUCCAUUCAAGGCGUUUCAACACAAACUCGCCACUGACACUGCUGGUCCAGAAGACCUGUCAGUCCGGCGGGUGAGAUACAAACAAGCAAUGAGCAAAGAAGAAAAACUCCCAUCCAAUGGCGUGGGGUAUGCGGCCCAUCAGGUCGAUGGACAAAUGUCGACGUCGAAACGCAAGUCAUCGGGUGACGGGACGGUGGCCUGCAACAAGGCCCAGUCCAUCGUGGACGAGACGUUUGCGCACAAGAAAAGAAGACGGGCACUAAAACAGAUGCAAGAGGUAGCCGCAGACAAGGACAACAACAAAGGCUCGUCCGAACAACAACAGCAGCAGCAGCAAGACAACAACAACGGAGGCGGCGGCGCGGCUGCCACGCAAAAGACAAUGGUGCUGCCGAAGAAACGGCCGCUGGCCGGUCAGCCGACCAGUGGGGCAACCACAGCAGCCGGACAACAGACAGCUGCGGCCACGCCGAAAAAACAGGCUAAAGCCAGCGGCGACGAGGCGGUGGAUGACGAGACCCUGAUACGCGAAACGGAAGCAGCGCUGAAAAGCCUGUCAGGUGGGUGGCCGGGCGCUCGACACUCGUUCUACCGGACGGGACAUGACGACGACCGGUAUGAGUCACCGGCGUUCGUCAAUCUGUUUGACGAGAAGAAAAUUGGCAGUGCUAGCGGCGCACACCCGCCGCCUCCACCGCCACCGACGGCCAUCAGAGUGGACGAGAACAAAAACAACACGGGUGAUUCAAAAACGGCACAGCAACAACAACAACGCCGCGACCUUGACCAUAUUUUGCUCAACAAGAUUGAUCAAAACAACAAAGAGUGCGAUCAGAACAAGAAACCGGACAAAUACGCGCCGUCCAAGUACGAGCCGGACUUUAACGAGCUAGUGGACGAUUCAUCGGAUGAGCUCGAGAUCGACAUGUCGGCCGACGGCGGUGGGGGCGGAAGCGGCUGCAGUGGCGGCGAUGACAAGGGCGACGGCGGUGGUGGUGGCGAUGACGAAGACGACAACGAAGAUGACGAUGACGACGAGAGCGGCGGCUGUGGCCGUGGCCGCAGUAGAAGUCACGCCGGCAGCGGUGACCGGCUUCGGCGCAAGAUGGACGUGGACCGCCGAAACAACAACAGCCACGUGCGUCCCGACGAGAUGAUGACUUCCCUGAAGUCAGAGUCCGAAUCGUCGUCGUACGACGCAUACCUGAUGGACAAGACAGCGUUCUCGGCAUUCCGGCCUGUGGCCAGCGGUGGCGUCGGUGAGCCCAAAGACCCAACCCGCCUGGACCUGCCCACAGCUGUCGGGGCGGCCAUGUCUCCGCUGGGACCGUACCCGCCAGCCGGCGCCACUUUCGUGGUCGGUUACACCGGACCCGGUGGCGGGCUCGUCUCCAACGGCGUCAGCGUCUCGGCUGCGGGUGGGGGUGGUCACGGUUCAACGGUCAAACAUAUGUUGGCCGGUGGAAACGCAGUGGUCGGUGGUGGCGGCGUCACCGGCGUCGGUCCAGUGACCCCGGUCAAGCCGGUUUGCGUGAAACUGGAAGACGACGGGUGCAGUGGUGGCGCGGGCGACUGCAAGGCGGACGGGGCCGCCAUCAAGAUGGACUCGCCCAGCCCGCUGUCCAAGCAGUACACCAUACUACAGCCGGCCGGCGCCGAUUCCAGGGCGGCCACGGCGCUGCAGGACGUGGCCAGGGAAGGCGUGCUCGGUGCUUCAGUGGUGAGCGCGGCCGGAGGCGGCGGUCUGUCGCCGAGAAUGACGUCCGGCGGCACUACCAAACUCCUCCUCGACCCCGUGGACGGUGGACUGAUGCUACCCGGAUGCAUGAAUAACAAAGAUGGAACUAAAUGUCCAACUCCCGGAUGCACCGGUCAAGGACACAUCACUGGACUGUACUCACACCACAGAAGCAUGUCGGGAUGUCCCCGCAAGGACAAGGUGACGCCAGAAAUUCUGGCCUUGCACGAAACGAUCCUAAAGUGUCCUACUCCCGGAUGUAAUGGCCGGGGACACGUGAGCUCGAACCGAAACACGCAUAGGAGCCUGUCGGGCUGUCCAAUAGCGGCGGCCAACAAACAGGCGUUGCGAGAACGGCAGAAAAAACUGUCACAACAACACAUCGCCUCGUUUACAGUGUGCAACAACGGCGGACUCGAUCAGCAGCAGUACAAGCACAUGGGCAACAUCAAUAAGGACGCGUACCAGCAGAUGGGCGGUCACUACGGCGACCACUGCGGCGGAGGUCCGACGGGCCGGUCACCGGAAUACUUGACGGCGGCAGCGGCGUACUACGGCCCGGCGGCGGUGGGCCCCAAGCUGACGGUUAAACCGUCCAAGAUGUUGCAACACAAGGACAUGGACGCCGGUGGGCCGGACAUGGACGAUGAAAAGCCGGACGCGAAACAACUGCACCUCAAGUCCGAGAUGGGAUGCUGCAGCGAAGGACCCGCGUCGGGAACGCAAGACGAUGCCAUGACCAUUAAGUCGGAAAUGCACUCGACCGGUUCGUGUCGCUCGGUGACGCCUCCGUGCAGCCGACGCACCCCGAUGACCAUGUCGUCGUACGACCACUGUCACGAUUCCAACUCAUCGUCCAUGUCUGGUAGCAUGGACGCAAUGAACCACCAUCAACAGCAACAACAACAACAACAACAGCAACAACAACAACAGCAGCAGCAGCAACAACAGCAGCAGCAGCAGCAACAGCAACAGCAACAACAACAGCAACAGCAGCAACAACAACAACAAAUCCAACAACACGGCAACGGUGGUAUGUCGAGUCAACAACAACACGGUUCGUCCGGAUCGUACAUGAUGAUGGACAACAACACCAGACUACAGCAUAGACCGUACGAACCGCAGCAGAUAAAUGGCAGCAGUGGCGGCCAACAGCAAGACAUGUACAAUAGGUCGGUGGCCGCGGCCGCUGACCGCAACUACGCGCUAACCAACAUCAACCGGCCGUCGCCGUCGUAUUCCACCGAAGUCCCGGCCCGUUCGUCAUACGAUCACGUCCGGCCACCAUCGUAUCCAAAUCCGCUUAACGCGGCCGUGGCCGCAGCCGCUGCAGCGUAUGCCGACCGCUACGAAUCCGAUCAGUCGUGCCAACGGUACCCGUCCGAAUACGGGGACGCCGCCGCCGCUGCCAUGUACCAACCGCACCAGAUGAUCAUGAAACCUGAACAGCCCGUACAGAUGGACGACGCCAUCGAACCGCCACUCUAUCCCAGGCCGCUAUACCAGUACGAAGGAGCGAAUCCUCCUACGUCUACCGGCGGCGGUCCGGUAAUUCAAUCGGGUUUUCCCACAGCAGCAGCGAUCAAUCUGUCGGUGAAGUGCAUCGCUGCUGCGAGUACCGGGAUGAAGCCACUUCCGCUACCGUUGCCCUUACCGCUAACCCGGUCACCAGGCACAGUAUCGGUCAUGGACCUUUCCACGUCCAGCGUGACUUCAACCAGUCCACAGACUGUCACGUAUUCAAACAGCCUGAGCCCACACCAUUACGCUGGAACCGCCGGACACCGCACCAGCCCGAACACGUCGACGUCCAGUCCGCAGGUCAACCAGGCUCCAAGCCCACAAGGUCAGACUUUGGACCUCAGCGUCAACAGGGCACCUGGCAGGCUUGUGUUUCCUGGCGGAGCGCCUAACGGAUACAGCAGGGAGUCGACACCCGAGAGCGGAGGUUCCCAUUACAUGGACCACUAUAGGGACGUCAACGGUUACACCUCGUUGAGCCCACAUCCCGGAUAUCCGAUGCCAGAGUACGCGAACGGGUACUCGACGCCGUACAGCACUUCGGCGUACUCGUGCGGCUACUCGGCCGGCCCCUACCAACAAGGCGCGCCGCCCAACGGGUUUUCGCAGAAUCCGUGUUACAGUAUGCCACCGCCGCAGCAAGACAAACUCUCAGUCUCGUCCAAAGACGACAGUAUUUCUGUUUGCGCAAGAAGUGAUCGUUCUUCUUCACAACCUGGAAUCUCUUCAACUCAUUCACAAGAACUAAAAUGUCCAACUCCGGGCUGUGAUGGGUCUGGUCAUGUUACAGGAAAUUAUUCUUCUCAUAGAUCCUUAUCUGGAUGUCCUCGAGCCAAUAAGCCAAAGAGUAAACCUCGAGACGGUCAAGAUUCUGAGCCGCUAAGGUGCCCCAUACCUGGAUGUGAUGGAUCUGGACAUGCUACGGGCAAAUUUUUAUCACACAGAAGUGCAUCCGGAUGUCCAAUUGCCAAUCGCAACAAAAUGCGUGUACUCGAAAGUGGGGGAACUGUUGAACAACAUAAAGCCAAUAUUGCAAAACUGCAACAACAACAACACCAUCACCAGCAAUCCGACCAAACUGGCUGUGAACCAUCUCAUUUAAACCCCAGUCCAUUUCUUCACCGCGGUGCACCGACCCUCAGUGUUUGCCAUCCGUCGGCACCAAAUUUAGCAUCUGGAAAGAAACCAAUACCGACAAAUGCUGCUGAUUCAUUGUAUCAUCAUAUGUAUGGCUCGAAACAACUUCAUAAUGAUUGUAAUAUGGGGAACGGUGGUGAAGAUCUAUUUACUUUGGAUGCUGAAAUAACAGAAUUGCAGAGAGAAAACGCACGCGUCGAAUCCCAAAUGUUGAGAUUGAAGACAGACAUCAAUGCUAUGGAGGCUCAUCUUCGACACGGGGAUAAGGAAACACAAAUCUUAUCUCAACGACCAAAUUCCCAUUUGAAUGGGUACUAUGAAAACCUAAGGAACAAUAUGAUGUCAUUUUUGGAACAAGUGAGAUGUCCUGAUGGUCAAUCUGGUUCCGAAAAGACCCAAGAACACUUUGACAGUUAUCUGACCAAGUUACAGACAUUGUGCAAUAACCCACAUUCCGAAUAUGUAUCCUAUAACAAUUUGUCCUCGUCCACUGCAGACAACAACCGUCCUGUCUAUGAAACAGUUAAAUCAUCCAUACAUGACUACAAUGUGUUGCCACCAACAGUCAUUUAGAACAAUGCCAACACCUACUACAAUCAAUAAUUAGCAAAUGGACUAUAUAGCUUCAUUUGCCAAGCAUCAUUAAUAGUUAAUAUUGCAUUGUUAAACUUUUUGGACAUAUAUUAUAUAUAAACGUAAAUACUUGUAUUAAUAUUAACUAAAUUGUAAAUUAGUUUAUGUACGGUUUUAAAUAAUAAUUUUGCGUUUGGAAUUAAUUGACCAAAUCUAAGUAGAAAUUUGUACUUAUUUAACUAUAAUAUUAUAAUAUGAUAAAACUAUUAUAAUACAAUCAGUUAUUAUAAUUAACGUUUUAUAGGCUUAAGCAAUAAAUAUUCUGUUAAAUGUAAUAUUUCUAUUUCAAUGGUUUUUCCAUGUAAAAAAAAACUUGUUUUACAA